Molecule: messenger RNA, 939 nt
Organism: Talaromyces stipitatus ATCC 10500
Lineage: Eukaryota; Fungi; Ascomycota; Eurotiomycetes; Eurotiales; Trichocomaceae
Product: aldo/keto reductase, putative
Exons: 2
Coding region: 1-939 (312 amino acids)
Cellular component (GO): cytosol
Molecular function (GO): oxidoreductase activity
Source: RefSeq, a predicted model, not a curated record
AUGCCACCAACUCUCUUCUACGGCACCGCUAUCUUCGGCACUCCAACCAUCCCCUCUCUCACCGAACCAGAAGGUGUCUCUAAACUCCUCGACUCAGUUCACUCCCUAGACAUCACUGAGCUUGACACUGCUGCCCGCUACCCACCAGACAACACUGGUGGAUCCGAAAGACUUCUCGGAGCAACCAGGGCCGGCAGCAACUUCACUAUCAACACAAAGGUACUAAUUUCUGGGACUAGUGGAGAUGGCUCGUUGAGUAAAGAUGCAGUACGCGCAAGUGUCGCAAAUAGUUUGAGAACACUGGGCGUGUCCAAUGUUGGGAUCCUCUAUGCCCAUGCCCCCGAUAAUGCGACUCCGUUAGAAGAACAGGCGAAGGAUUUUAAUGAACAGUAUGAAAAGGGAUAUUGUGAGAGAAUCGGUGUAUCCAACUUUCCUCUAGAUAUGUUGGAGAAAUUUCUCAAGAUUUGCGACGAAUGCAACUAUAUCAAACCGUCUGUCUAUCAGGGGGAGUACAAUCUCAUCCGCCGUGACCCCGAGGAGGCCAUUUUUCCACUAUUACGCAGACACAAAAUUCACUUCGUCGCUUACUCCCCGCUGGGAGGUGGCUUUUUGACCGGUAAACUCACAGCUGGAAACACGGAAGGAACGCGAUUCGACGGUCCACUAGGGCAAAGAUUCAAGGCCCUAUACGACAAACCAGAGCUUCAUGCCUCGAUCAAUGAGUUGAAGCGCAUCACUGAGCCGUUGGGAAUCAGUCCGACGGCGGCUGCGUUGAGGUGGCUUGCGCAUCAUUCGGAAUUGCGACAGGAGGAUGGAAUUAUUCUCGGGGCUAGUAAGAUUGAGCAACUGAGGCAGAAUGUGAAGGAUAUUAAGCAAGGGCCGCUGCCGGAGAGUGUCGUUGAGGCGAUUAGGGCUAUUAAGGUUGCUACAACCGCAUAA